ACCUUGGUGAACCCCGGCUACGCCGAGCCCGCCGCAGGCCCCGAGCUGCCUCCCGACAUGACGGUGGUGCCCGGGGACCACCUGCUGGAGCCGGAGGCGGCCGACGGCGCCGGGGACCCGCCUCAGGGCGGCGGGGACCGCUACGAGCCGCUGCCGCCCGCGCUGCCGGACGCCGGCGAGCAGGACUGCUGCGGGGAGCGCGUGGUGAUCAACAUCUCCGGGCUGCGCUUCGAGACGCAGCUCAAGACCCUCUGCCAGUUCCCGGAGACGCUGCUGGGCGACCCCAAGCGGCGCAUGCGGUACUUCGACCCGCUCCGCAACGAGUACUUCUUCGACCGCAACCGGCCCAGCUUCGACGCCAUCCUCUACUACUACCAGUCCGGGGGCCGCAUCCGCCGGCCCGUUAACGUGCCCAUCGACAUCUUCUCCGAGGAGAUCCGCUUCUACCAGCUGGGCGAGGAGGCCAUGGAGAAGUUCCGCGAGGACGAGGGCUUCCUGCGGGAGGAGGAGCGGCCGCUGCCCCGCCGCGACUUCCAGCGCCAGGUGUGGCUGCUCUUCGAGUACCCGGAGAGCUCCGGGCCGGCGCGGGGCAUCGCCAUCGUGUCCGUGCUCGUCAUCCUCAUCUCCAUCGUCAUCUUCUGCCUGGAGACGCUGCCCGAGUUCCGCGACGAGAAGGACUACCCCGCCUCGCCGUCGCAGGAGCUGUCCGAGGCGGCCGGCAACAGCACGUCGGGGGCCCCCGCCGGACCCUCCAGCUUCUCGGAUCCCUUCUUCGUGGUGGAGACUCUGUGCAUCAUUUGGUUCUCCUUCGAGCUGCUGGUGCGGUUCUUCGCUUGCCCCAGCAAAGCCACCUUCUCGCGAAACAUCAUGAACCUGAUAGACAUCGUGGCCAUCAUCCCUUAUUUCAUCACUCUGGGCACCGAGCUGGCUGAGCGACAGGGCAAUGGACAGCAAGCUAUGUCCCUGGCCAUCCUGAGGGUCAUCCGGCUGGUGCGGGUCUUCCGCAUCUUCAAGCUCUCCCGCCAUUCCAAGGGGCUGCAGAUCCUGGGGCAGACGCUGAAGGCUUCCAUGCGGGAGUUGGGGCUGCUCAUCUUCUUCCUCUUUAUCGGGGUCAUCCUCUUCUCCAGCGCUGUCUACUUUGCCGAGGCAGACGACCCCACUUCGGGUUUCAGCAGUAUCCCGGAUGCCUUCUGGUGGGCAGUGGUCACCAUGACGACAGUAGGUUACGGGGAUAUGCACCCAGUGACCAUAGGGGGCAAGAUUGUGGGGUCACUUUGUGCCAUCGCUGGUGUCCUAACCAUUGCUUUGCCAGUCCCUGUGAUUGUCUCCAACUUCAAUUACUUCUACCACCGGGAGACCGAAGGAGAAGAGCAAGCCCAGUACAUGCACGUGGGGAGCUGCCAGCACCUCUCCUCUUCAGCCGAGGAGCUCCGAAAAGCAAGGAGUAACUCGACUCUGAGUAAGUCGGAGUAUAUGGUGAUCGAAGAGGGGGGUAUGAACCAUAGCGUGUUCCCCCAGACCCCUUUCAAAACGGGCAAUUCCACUGCCACCUGCACCACGAACAAUAACCCCAACUCCUGUGUCAACAUCAAAAAGAUAUUUACUGAUGUUUAAUGUAUGAUACAAGUGACAUGCUGUGCUCUGUAUUGUGUGACCCGUGCCCCCUUGGUCUGUGUAUGCCCUUGUUUUAUACAUUUCCAGACCAUUCAUCAAGGAAAGGACAUGAGGAAGUGGAAAGCACACUUCAUUCUCCCUCUCCCUACUGCUUCAUACUGAAACAGGUGUCUGUUUUGCAAGUGGGCUGCAUUCUCUCAGCUCUUCUUUUUCUCCCUCUCUCUUAAUAUUGCAAACAGCAAACUUAACUUGAAACUUGAUUUCUAGUACACACCCUAUUAAAAGAAAAAAACCCUGUACAUCCUGGGAGGAAAUGAAACUACAGAACAGAGUAACUAUUUAACCUCAGAAUUAAAAGCUAGCUGUUUUUUUACUCAGUAAUGCAGGCACAUACUUAAGUGAUGCUUCCGUUUGGUGGACCCUUCAACAGUAUUGGAUAUUUACUUGCCUACGCGAUGGAUAUGUGGAUGGAAAGUCUAAUCAAAAUGAUUUAUAAACCCACCAUAAGUUUAUUUGGUUUUUCACUGGAAUUUCCAUUUGAACCCUCCCUCCCAGAAGUUUAAGGAUCUGUACAACUUUGAACAAAGGAAAUUCCCUAGAUGUCCUGAUCUGACUAAGUCAGUUAACUCUGGGGCUUGUUAGGCAUUUUGAAAGUAUUAGACUAACAGAUUCCUGUGAAGUUCUGUGUGUGUGUGUUCCAGCCAGCAUCUAUACAAGUCUGGAAACAGAUGUUCUCAGUGCUGCUGAGAGAAACAAAAAAAUGUCUUAAUGCAUCUGAGAGAGAAGCUUCUGCAGUAUCACAAGAAGAUUAAAGUGGCAGACACUCCUUCCAGCGGAAGUUACUAAUUUGGACCUGACUGAUGCAGUUCCCAUAGCAACCCAUGUUUCCUGGGAAACCCGUAAAAGGUUGUCAUGGCAUCUCUUGCUCUCUAGCCCCACCCCCUAGCCCCUGCCGUUUCCACAGUAUCCUUUCCAGAUGGUUCCUACUUACAUGAGUUCCUAAGGAAAACCACUGUUUGAAUAAACUGCACAAAUAAAGUUAAUUGUGAGAGUCCAAGAUGGUGAAAAGAAUCACAAAAUGCAUAUAUUUACCACACACACACACACACACACACACACAAUCAUUGCUAUCAUCCCAUAAUGACUGAAUCGAGAAGGAAAAUAUCUUCUUGGGAAUGUUAGAUAUACACCACAAUCAGUCGUGAUUUGAAUUAAAUGCCAGUAAUUGGGCAAUAAUUUCAAAAGAUGCUUCUUUACUGUUUUUUUUUUCACCAUGGAGUUUCAAGCCAACAAAUGAAAUCCAAAAGCAAAUAUAAAACUGUUCUGUACAUAAGCAAAUGAGAGAUUCAAUGUACCUGAAACCUUCUUAACAAAGGAGCCUUCAGACUUCCUUUAAAAAAAAAAAUCCAGAUUCUACAACAGCACUGUCACCAUUACAGCACUUGAAAAGCUAAAUAAACUUGAAAACUAUGAAGGAUGCACGUUUUUCACUGAGGGAAUUGCAGACAAUCAAUAAAAAGGAGGGACAGGAAGUAACCAAAUCCUGAGGAAAUACCUGAAAGUUUCAGCCGUAUGCCAGGGGUUGCCAGAAGACAGAGAUAACCAGCAUCUUCCAAGUCCUUCCCACCUCUCAGCUGUGAAUAGAAGUGAUAACCCCUCCCACUCAGAAAUGCAAAGAAGCACAUGAGUCCCCCAGUCUGAAGACUUAUGGAAACUGAGAUAGAGAUACCUGAAGAGCCCCACAGAAAGAACUGUCGAACUGCACUGACAGUAGGAUGCUCUUUUUUUAAUUGCCUAGCUCAAGAAUGCAGUGUUGGUCCUUUCGCCAAUAGGUGGUGAUCUGUCUGCCAGCACAUAUUUCUGUUUCAGUUGUCAUUAAAUAACAUGUCUCUAAUAAAUGCUUUAUAUAAAGAAAACAGCUCUGAA
Hipposideros armiger (great roundleaf bat) is the source of this 3540-nucleotide messenger RNA. It is a transcript of the gene KCNA3, whose product is annotated as potassium voltage-gated channel subfamily A member 3. Lineage: Eukaryota; Metazoa; Chordata; Mammalia; Chiroptera; Hipposideridae. Gene Ontology annotation, cellular component: voltage-gated potassium channel complex; membrane; axon. Gene Ontology annotation, biological process: protein homooligomerization; potassium ion transmembrane transport; action potential. The transcript has 3 exons. Gene Ontology annotation, molecular function: protein binding; delayed rectifier potassium channel activity. The coding region runs from base 58 to 1614 and encodes 518 amino acids. The record is from RefSeq and is a predicted model, not a curated record.